Molecule: messenger RNA, 744 nt
Organism: Trichoderma reesei QM6a
Lineage: Eukaryota; Fungi; Ascomycota; Sordariomycetes; Hypocreales; Hypocreaceae
Exons: 4
Coding region: 1-744 (247 amino acids)
Source: RefSeq, a predicted model, not a curated record
AUGGCAGAACCACAAGAGCCCUUCCCCGGCGCAGACGGCAUCCGCUCCCUCAAAGACCAAGACUCCAUCUUCAGAGCCUUUGACUCUUACCCCUGGACCAAAGACGCCGCCUUUCUCUCCGGCCUCCGCGCCAUCCUCGGACCCCCCAACCCCUCCUCCUCCUCCCAAAAAGGCUCCCUCCGCGACAUCGCCACCCACGCCCGCAUCUUCUACUACGCCCAGCGCAUCGGCGUCAACAUCGACUUCGCCGCCUACCACGCCUGGCUCGCCCAACACCCAGACCACAGCACGCCUCACAUCGUGCCCCCCGAGUACGAACAGCAGCCUACUCCGUCCCAUACAGCAGCAGCAGCAGCAGCACCACCACCACCACAAGCAGAGGCAACCCCGUGGCAACAAGCCGCCCCCAAAGCAGACCUCUACGUCCAGCGCAACAAACCCUCCUCCCCCUCUUCCCAUUCUCAUGCGUCCUCAUCAGAGCCAGAACCAGCAUACCCAAUCGCCUUUGCGGAAAUGAUCAAGCUCCUCCAGGAGGGCAAGCCCAUUCCCGGCAUCAGGCAGAUUCCCAACACCAUUGAACGAGAUCCCGCAGUCAAGCCUGUUGGAUCCCGUCCCGUCCCCAGAAAGCCUUGGGAAAGGGAGGCUUCCGCUACUGCGGAGGCGAGUUCCGGCUUUGCAGAGAACAUCCUAGAUCUCGAGUUUCCCCCGGUGGAACAGGCGGCUACAGCUGCGACACAGUCUUGA